Molecule: messenger RNA, 270 nt
Organism: Colletotrichum chrysophilum
Lineage: Eukaryota; Fungi; Ascomycota; Sordariomycetes; Glomerellales; Glomerellaceae
Exons: 2
Coding region: 1-270 (89 amino acids)
Source: RefSeq, a predicted model, not a curated record
AUGUCGCCAGCUAGCAGCAACACGGACGCGACUAUUCUCGAGUUCCGCGUCAAGCACGCCUGGCGAGUCAACAACCAGGGCAAGCACGAGGAGGCGGAGGAAAUGGCUGCUAGACUUCUGGUGGAGCCCGCUCUGAGCUCAGUCCACCAAGGCUGGAUGCAUCUGCUGCUGGCGGGAUCGACCCACGACUACGUCCACCAUGCUAAUGAGGCGGUUCGUCUGUUCAUCGAAGUCCUCGACGAGAACAAGCCCUCGGCGACACCUCAUUAG